Messenger RNA from Chara braunii, 1389 nucleotides. The record is from the annotation of a GenBank genome assembly. NCBI's taxonomy places the organism in Eukaryota, Viridiplantae, Streptophyta, Charophyceae, Charales, Characeae.
GGGGCCGACGUGUCCAUGGUUUUCAGAGACCCUCUCGCCGUUCCGUUUUUUUGUGAUGUACUCACAUGGUUUGCUGCAUCACAUUCAGUACAUGCCGGUGGAGGACAUGGCAGGCAGGGAUGAUAACAGGGGCAUUUCAGAACCUCGUAUUGCACACACAAUACAACCGGCAUGUGAGGUAAAUGGACCGCCUGCAGACACGGACGUGGCAUGUGCUGCAAACAGACCAGCUGAAGAUACGGAUGCGGGAUGUGCUGUUGUGGACAAAAGCGGACCACCAAGCGGCACGAUAGACAGCGAUGGUAGCCGAAAAAUUGGACGAGGAAUAAAGCGGAAGGCCACAAGCAGAAGAGACAAUGGGGGAACACCGACACUAGCACAGAAGGAGAGGGGAGGAAAUGGGAAGGGGGGAAGAACACCAAUGGCACGUGGACAAGGGAGAGGACGGGGGAGGGGGCAGGGAAGAGCAACAAUGGAUGGCCCGGGGGAAGCACGAGGGAAAAUUGGUGGAAGCAAAGGGGUUCAAAGGCGCAAUCGCCGACCUGGAGAAGCUGCUGUGGCAGAAAUGCAGCGGUUGCAACGCAGCACAGACCUUUGCAUCGCUUACAGACCAUUUGUAAGGCUAGUGAAGGAGAUUGUGCAGAAAGAAGAAAUUGCAACAGAUCCAAUGCGGUUCCAGAUGCUUGCAGUUCGUGCACUUCUCGAGGCAGCCGAAGCUUAUCUCGUGCAUUUGAUGGAGAGCUCGAACGAGGUUGCAAUCCAUUCAAAGCGGACGGACUCAGAAAAAGAUAAAAAAAUGACGGCAAUGACGGCGGAACAAGUGGAGAGAGCUGAGAGAGAGGUGAUGAAGUACGUGACAGAGGGAAUCCACUAUGACAAUGAGGACGGGUUGAGACUAUUACGCGAAAGAGCACCGGCGUACUUCAACGUCACCUUGGACAUCCAGAGGUCAAUAGCAGCAAACAAAGAGAAAUCGACGAGAGCGCAGCAGUUGCUGCAUCGCUUACAACAAAGUGCGUACGUGGCUAAAGACGAGACGUUGGCAUGUUGCUCUGCGUACACCCUUCAGCGAGUUGUGGAAUGGAUGUGUGAUGACGAAGACAACGACAAGAGUAAGAGAGAGGGAGGUGGUUUUUACGACAGAUCGACGUUCAAGAAGUUUGUCACAUCUUGGGCGAAGGAAGCUCAAAUGUUGAAGACAGAAGCGCAUGAUAUAUUGAAGAGUAAUGCAGCGGAGAUAUUGGCACUCAGCAGGAUGAACAAGCUACCUCAAACAGAAACCUAGUUAUAACCCCUACCUGUAUAUCUUGCUAUGUUUGACUGAGUAUAUUGCAUGCACCCUAUACUUGACUUUGGGUUUGACUUUCAGAACAAAAGCCGGACCAAGUA